GUGGUGGCGGUGGUGGUGGUUGGGCCGCCAUGGAUAUCCUGAAGGGGGAGAUCAGCCGGAAGCGGCAGCAGCUGGAGGAGAAGGAGCUCCUGGGGGGAAGUAAAAAAUAUUUCAAACGCAGUGACUUAGCUAAAAAAGAAGAGGAGGCCUAUUUCCAGAGAUGUGGCUACAAGGUACAGGAGGAAGAAGAGGAAGAGAAACCACUGACUUCAUCAAAUCCAGUGCUGGAGCUCGAACUAGCAGAAGAAAAGUUACCAAUGACCCUUUCCAGACAGGAGGUUAUCAGGAGGUUACGAGAGAGAGGUGAGCCCAUCAGGCUGUUUGGGGAAACAGACUAUGAUGCAUUUCAGCGCCUGAGGAAGAUAGAAAUUCUUGCACCUGAAGUGAACAAGGGUCUGAGAAAUGACCUGAAGGCUGCUUUGGAUAAGAUCGACCAGCAGUAUCUGAAUGAAAUCGUAGGCGGCCAAGAAGCAGGAGAUGAUGACUCACAGAAUGACUUGAAAGUCCAUGAGGAGAACACUACUAUUGAAGAACUAGAAGCUUUGGGAGAAUCCUUAGGACGGGGCGAUGAUCACUAUGACAUGGACAUCAUAACAAAGUUCUUGAAGUUUCUUCUUGGCGUUUGGGCGAAGGAGUUGAAUGCCAGGGAAGACUAUGUGAAACGGGGAGUGCAGGGGAAGCUGAACAGUGCCACACAGAAGCAGACAGAAUCCUACCUGAGGCCGCUCUUCAGAAAGCUUCGGAAAAGGACACUUCCUGCAGACAUCAAAGAAUCAAUAACAGAUAUCAUUAAAUUCAUGUUGCAAAGAGAAUAUGUGAAGGCAAAUGAUGCCUAUCUCCAGAUGGCCAUUGGAAAUGCUCCCUGGCCCAUUGGUGUCACCAUGGUUGGUAUCCACGCUCGAACGGGUCGUGAGAAGAUCUUCUCCAAGCAUGUAGCCCACGUUCUCAAUGAUGAAACUCAGAGGAAAUACAUACAGGGGCUGAAGAGGCUCAUGACCAUUUGCCAGAAGCACUUCCCAACAGACCCAUCCAAGUGUGUGGAGUACAACGCGUUGUGAGGCUCUGCAGCGGUCAAGCCGUGACUCAUGUUUCCAUCUCCAGGACCCAGAGAGGGUUGAAGAGGCAGUUUGUGCUUUCACACCAACAGGACAUGUGGUGGGCUUUGAGGAAAAGCACAAAGCAGCAGAUUUUCCACAGCUCCUUUUUUACAAGCCCCGUUUAUUUAGAUUUCCCUUUAAAUCUGUGCUUUAUCCUGAGCACAUCCAGUCUACAGCAGAGGGGGGAGGUUUGAAGGGCUUAUGACCAGGGGACAAUGAAUCCUUGCCUUUAUUUCAUUCUGUUAUUCAGGGGACUGUGCAGACUGAAUUGUUUCCCAUAUCUUAAGAGCUUUAGGUGCUACUCAGCCCUGCAAGGAGCAUACGUGGAGCUUUUUUGGCUUCUUUCCCAUUGGAGACUGAUGCGGGGAGGUGAUUAGAGGGAAGCAGUUGAAGCUGAAUCUUGGUUGUUUCUGUAAAUACAAAGACUUUAUUGGCUAAUC
This is a messenger RNA of Melopsittacus undulatus (budgerigar), 1537 nucleotides long. It is a transcript of the gene PRPF18, whose product is annotated as pre-mRNA processing factor 18. The coding region runs from base 30 to 1058 and encodes 342 amino acids. The record is from RefSeq and is a predicted model, not a curated record. NCBI's taxonomy places the organism in Eukaryota, Metazoa, Chordata, Aves, Psittaciformes, Psittaculidae. The transcript has 10 exons. Gene Ontology annotation, cellular component: U2-type post-spliceosomal complex; U4/U6 x U5 tri-snRNP complex; U5 snRNP. Gene Ontology annotation, biological process: RNA splicing; generation of catalytic spliceosome for second transesterification step.